Messenger RNA from Brassica napus (rape), 973 nucleotides. RefSeq names its product multiple organellar RNA editing factor 2, chloroplastic-like. The transcript has 4 exons. The coding region runs from base 62 to 730 and encodes 222 amino acids. The record is from RefSeq and is a predicted model, not a curated record. Gene Ontology annotation, cellular component: mitochondrion. Gene Ontology annotation, biological process: cytidine to uridine editing; mitochondrial mRNA modification. NCBI's taxonomy places the organism in Eukaryota, Viridiplantae, Streptophyta, Magnoliopsida, Brassicales, Brassicaceae.
CUAUCCACUUUAAAACCUCCACUGCCUUCACUCUCAGCUCCCAUCCUCAGUCUCCCCUACUAUGGCCUUGCCUAUCUCCGGCACGCGCCACCUCACGCGCUCCCUCUUAUUCAAUACCACCUUACUCGCGCCUCCUAGGCUUCCUUCCUCCGUUCGCUGCGGUGGGUUUAGCUCCGGUCACGAUGCGGUUGUACCUCGGUUUACCUCACUCCGAUGCCGAGCUAACCGGUCAGGCUCCGCUUACUCGCCGCUUAACUCCGGCUCCAACUUCAGCGACCGGCCUCCGACGGAGAUGGCGCCUUUGUUUCCGGGAUGCGAUUACGAGCACUGGCUGAUUGUUAUGGACAAGCCUGGCGGCGAGGGAGCGACGAAGCAGGAGAUGAUUGAUUGCUACGUACAAACCUUAGCCAAAGUCGUUGGAAGUGAGGAAGAGGCGAAGAAGAGGAUUUAUAAUGUUUCUUGCGAGAGGUAUUUGGGGUUUGGGUGUGAGAUUGAUGAAGAGACUUCUACUAAGCUUGAAGGUUUGCCUGGUGUUCUGUUUGUGCUUCCUGAUUCAUAUGUGGAUCCUGAGAACAAAGAUUAUGGAGCGGAGCUGUUUGUUAAUGGAGAGAUAGUCCAAAGAUCACCAGAGAGGCAGAGGCGAGUUGAGCCACAGCCGCAGAGAGCGCAAGAUAGACCGAGAUACAAUGACAGAACGCGUUACUCUCGCCGCAAAGAAAACACGCGCUGAGGAAGAAGAUAUACUUACACAGUAUUGAAUCAAAUUGAGAGCUAGUACGAUAGUGAUGGUGAUGAUGAUGCUGCAGCUUCUGUCAGGAGAAGGUUCAUUGUUCCAGUCCGUUGCAGCUUAUGCUUAGUUUCGGUAAUAUGUAACAUCUUUAUAUGUAAUAAUGUAAAUCGAGGUUACUCUUACUGUUUUAGAGGAGACAUGGGGGUAUUUAGUCAUCAAAAUUUGUUUUCCUUUCUAGAGCAA